Drosophila biarmipes is the source of this 933-nucleotide messenger RNA. RefSeq lists its product as uncharacterized. The transcript has a single exon. The record is from RefSeq and is a predicted model, not a curated record. NCBI's taxonomy places the organism in Eukaryota, Metazoa, Arthropoda, Insecta, Diptera, Drosophilidae. Bases 208 to 852 code for a protein of 214 amino acids.
GGAAACCUUACUGAAUUUUCAUAAUCACCAUUUCACCCUUUUUAGUCAUCAACGCAAUGGGCACGUAGUAUUCGACCUGCCUUAUAAGUCAUCGGCCUCGUGGUUUCUUUGGGCCAAUGGAUUGGGCAGUCCCCAAGGGCAUCCCUAGUGGGUAUUUAUAGGCGACUCUAAGCCACACCAUGCAACAGUUUAGGCUGGCACAUCAAAAUGUUCGGUUAUCCAACUACUUCUUUGGCAAGUCUCACCCUUUGUUCCAUUCUUUGCCUGAAUGGAAUUAAAGCCACUCACCUGACGUUUCCAGGACCCGCGAAGGCUAGAUCCCUGCCGCUUAUCCUGCAAAAACAGGAGCAAGCACCAUACCCACCAGCCGGCCUGGUGCCCGAACCGCCUUUCGAACUUCCUACGGAGGAGGCAGUGGAGUUCCCUCAACCUGAUGAGACCUAUGGACCACCAGCAGACACCUACGGUCCGCCUGCGCAGGUGGAAGAGCCCACUUUUGUCUACGGCCCCCCGGAUCAACCAGCCAACGAUGACAGUUCAAGCACCUUACCACAAAGUGCGUCCAUCAUAGACUUGGCCAGUCUGCCGCUGCCUCCCCAAGCUCAGUUCGUUCUUCCGCUGCUGAGCCGCCUGACUGCCUUCCGCCCGCAGCGUCCGGUUCUUGCGACUCCGCAGCGCCGCCCUGCCAAGCUCUCCGUUCGUCCGCGGCAAAAUCCGGCCAAGAUUGUAAAUGCUCCUGUGUUCCCAUCAACUCCCCUGGCUUUACCGUUUGUGGAUCGCCGCGUUCCAUUUCGCCCGCAGCCAUCUCGCCUGAUAGUAAAUGCUCCUUUCUUACGGCCACCUAGGCACUAGACCACAUCAUCCACUAAUUUGACCUGGAACAGCGUGCACCAAUGUUUUACACACACUGUAAAUAAAGAUUGUUGUUUAUGU